AUGGCCUUUGUUUCGUUUGCGAUAGCAUACAUGACGAAUCUUUAUUUGAUAGUUAUGCUGAUAUACAUAAGCAACUUGGCGGUUAUAGCUAUACUUGUGGAAAUACUGUCCCAACAAAAACCUCCUCCACCUGUACCUCAGGACUUGAAGCCGAUGGAAACGGCGCGACCACCGCCUUCUCAGGAUAAGUCAUCCGAGAACACGGACCCUCAUCCAAUUCAACCAAGAAUCGCAAGAUCUGUGCUUUACAUAGACGCCACACAGGAAAUCGACACAGGGAAUGAUCAAAUG
This is a messenger RNA of Cooperia oncophora, 291 nucleotides long. The record is from the annotation of a GenBank genome assembly. Lineage: Eukaryota; Metazoa; Nematoda; Chromadorea; Rhabditida; Trichostrongylidae.